CCUGCCCGGCGCGAGGGAGAGAUUGAGUGCCGGAGAAAGAAUGCGGGCGGAGAGAAGGGCAGACGGCCAGUGAAUGUGAAGCAAUGUCCCCCAGCAUGCGAUGCCGCGCAGAGACUGGAUUACAGCCGCGCCGGACCAGCAUUCCGACUCAACCCUCCCACACUCGACGCCGCCGAUCAGCACGCGCCAGGGCUACCGCCCCUCUCCCCUUGCAGUGACUCACCGUGUUCCCGCGAGUCCCUCGUCUCUCCCGCACGGCCGCGCUCGCUGUUCGGAAGGAGCGGCUCCGAGUGAGUAUCCUGAGACCGGACAGAGAUGUGGUGAAACGCGUGGUCUCCCUGAACCCCGACCUGUAGAGCUGCUCUCCGCCUGCCCGCCUGCCGCCAAGGCUUCUGGGACACAAGACUCCUGAGGAGCACCGCCUAAACCAUGGAUAUCAGUGUGGGGAAAGACAGAAAAAUGGCGGACACCGCGAUACUCUCCGUCUCGGCCGCAAACCCAGAGGAGCUCAGCCAGCGGGGUGUGAAGCUGUACGAUGAUGGCCAGAGGGUGGUGUACGAGGUGCGGUCCGGAGGCUCCACCACCCUGGAGAACGGCGUCCACCCCUGGAGCUCCGCGGAGACGGAGGAGCUGAUGCAGCGGGUGGGCCAGACCUUCGGGGACCGGGCCAGCGUGACAGUCACAAGCACACGCCCAGCAGCUGCGGGCAGGGCCCAGGCAGGCACCGGGGAGCAGACUGCCCCCGCUGAAGCUCACCGGGACGCCGUGCUGGGUCCACGGGGAAAGAGGGCGCCUGCCCCCCCAGGAACCGGGCACGGGGGCGAGGCAGCACAGUCCCCCCCCGCCCCGGCGGGGAUGGCGGUCACCGUGGUGUACGUGGGGGAUGGGACGCCGGCAGUCCUGGAGUUCGACGGCACCGCCCAGGGGGACGUGUUUCUGAUCGACGAGGACGACGACCGCUCCUUGCGGGAGAAGACCGUCACCGACGUGUCCGUCACCGACGGCAACGCGGCAGACCUGGUCGCCGGCCGGCCCCAGUCCGUGUCCUCCGAACUGCCGUCCGAGGAGAAGGAGGAGAGCUUGGUCGCGGAGCUGCCGCCCCCGGUUAUUCAGAGGAAGAAGCGGUGCCGGUGCUGUACUGUCAUACGCGUGACGCUUUCCCUUGCACUGUUGGCAGACCUCUGGGUAAAAGGCACAAUGGAAAUGGAAGCUCCUUUUCCCAACACCCAAAUGGAAAACCAGCAUAUCUGCUGUCCUGCAAAUGAGCAGAAUGGCUUCGCAAACCGCCGUGACUCUACGGAGGGAGAAGCCAUGAGGGAAAUGGUCCCCCUAGAUCUGGCACUGGAAGAAGACAGCUGCCAUUCAGCAUUUGGAAUAAACUCAAGCGGACCUUCUUCCUCUGGUCUAACGACAAUUGAUACCAGUGAUAGUCAGUCUGCUUUGGUUCCUGAUGUACAAACUGCGCAUAUCAAAAAAGAUGAGGUAGAAGGGAAGAAAAGUGCUUGUACUGAUGAAGAUUCUUACUACAGAAAUCCUAAUGGUCAUGUAAAAAUGGUAGGUCAGGAUUGCAAGUCGCCGACAACCAUCAAGAAAGAGGCCCGCUUCGAGCUCCGGGCCUUCCAGGAAGAGAAGCCCUCAAAGCUUUUUGACUGCAGUUCAGAGAAGGAGCCUAUCCGUGUGACGAAGGUCAGAGACAGUGAGGAGAUGGAAGAACUGGAGAGGGAAAGGCAAGAGCUUAUCCAUAGUCAAGCCGUUAAGAAAAACCCAGGGAUAGCCACAAAAUGGUGGAACCCACCUCAGAUAAAAACAAUAGAAGAAGAGCUGGAUCCAGACCAGCUGGAAUCACACAGAAAGUAUCAGGAGAGAAAGAAGAAGCUUGAAUCUUCAAAUAUGCAGCAGACAGAUGCUUCCUUCAUACCAGAGGAAGCCAUCAGGAAGGAAGACCUUUUAAUAGAGGAAAGAAACUUUUCCACAACCCAGAACCAGCUUCAGCUGGAAGAGAACACUGUUGAAAUUAGAGGACUCCAGACAGUAGUAACGCCUGAGCUUUGUUCAGGAAACCUAUUUUCUGGAGGAGCAGAGGCAAAACAUGCAGAAAAAUCUUCUUCCUCAUUAGAAAACACCACUGCUGACCAUGUCCACAGCGCUCAGGAAAAGGCUACUGAGGCAAAAACCCAGAGAGCUGAUGAGCAUCCAACAGACACUACCACUGAGCAAGCAAGGACUGAGAAUGAGCUGAAAGAGAGAAAGGACAGGCAGGAAAAUUAUGGAGACUUCACUUGUGCCCAAGCAGGGGUGACUGUCCUGGAGGAUCCAGAACUGUCCUCAGCGAAUAGUUCCUGUCACAAUGAGGAGAUUGACUCUGGACUUGAUGACCUCUCUGUCCAGUCUCAGGACACACCCCCACAGGAGCUCCUGUCCAACGACUUCAGCAUAGACAACGUGAGCGACAGCGGGACCUCCAACGAGGCCACCGGCACCUUCCUGGAGAAUUCUCUGGGGGAUUUCUCUCUUCCUGCCACCCCACAGGCCACCUCGCCAGUGGAUGGUGAGAUGGGCAGGAGAACUGCAGCACGAAGUGAGAUCAGCACGUCCCCAUCCUCCCCCAGGACCUUCAUGACAGAGGAGCCCGUAGAGUAUCACACUACAGUCCCAGUCCAGAAGGUCACUCAGCAAGCCCGCCAGACCACCAGCUGGGAAUUAACAGAGUCCCAAAAGGAGUCCCUGCCCAACCCUGGGAGAUAUGAGGAGGUGCGCAAUGAAACACAUUUGGGAGAAUCCUCAGGGAGCAGCGAUGGGAAAAGCUGCAUUCAGCAGGCCUCCCAAAUAUGUGACCACAAAUCUAAAUAUGAUCCUCCACAGGCGUCGUCUCCAGUGCAAGAAAAGCAAGACGUAGCUCAAGAGAUCCCUAUGAAGACCCCUCCAGUCUGCAAUGACACCUACCGGCCUCUGACCGUUGAGGGUAGCCAGUCCCCACAGGCCAGUGAGAAGCAGCAGUUCAGCUAUUUCAGUAAGUACUCCGAGGCCGCGGAGCUGAGGAGCACAGCCUCCUUGACACGACACCGGGAGCCCGAGGUCAGCUCAGUACCCUUCAGACUGCGCUCCCACAAGCAGAGGACCCUGUCGAGGAUCGAGGAGGAGAUCCGAGCAGCACAGGAGCGCGAGCAGGAGCUGAAGAGGCAGCGGCAGACACGGGGACCGAGUACGGCUCCCGGCCACAAGGACAGGACCUCCAACGUUCCCACAAGACUGGUGGUGACAGCAAAGACAGCACCGGGGAAAAUACACUGUGUUGCUUUCACACCUCCGGGCCAGGACUGCCCAAACUCACCCACCCUCUCUGACGUGAGCAGCGAGGGCUCAGAGGGGGGCCAGCGUCCCAAAAACUUCAUGCAGACCCUAAUGGAGGACUACGAGAUCCACAAAGUAAAACGCAAAGACAAGAUGGAGGACAACAGAGUCCUGGAGGCGACACGCAUCACCCGCCAUAAAAGCAACAUGGCGGUCCAGUGGGAGGCAGGGGCGUACACUAACCAGGAGGAGGAGGAAGAGUAGCACAUUCUUCAACACCGUCCAAGGAAAAUGCUUGAGCCAAAAGUGUGAACCCCAAAGAGUCCCUUCUGAGUGCAGUUUAUUUGUGUGACUCCAAGCGAUUGGCUCUUUGAAGUAACCUGGUUCUGUGAGCCCAAACUGAGGACUUGGACCUUCUCCAAACAAAAGGUUUCUGAGACAAUGAGGGAAAUCAAUAGGAAUUCCAUACAAACACUAAGCAACGGGGAGGGUCGGCUUGACUCCCAUCGUUCUAUUUCCUAUUUCACUUCAAUAUUUGGGUGUUUUUAGCACACAGGAUUAAAGGAAAUUUUGCAAGUGUGAGGAGGAUGAAAAAUGAUAGGAAUGUUGUUCUGAAGUUGUGUAAAACUGAGAUGCUAACUGUAACGUAGCUCUGAAUUUGAUGAGUGUCCAGCUCAAGAGAGACUUAUUUUAACACUGAUGUAUGCAAUAGUUACUUUUAUUCAUGUUACAAUCAAUUUCUAUGCUGUGUCAGUAAAAACUGGCAUUAUCAUUCAACAAAUCAAACAGCAAAACCUAACAUUAAAAUGCAUGUUCAAAUAUAAAAUCCAAACCAUAAGGAAUAUUUACUUGAAUAUGCAUAAAAUUACGCUGCAUUAAUUUGUAAAUAUUUCUAUUACUACUUGUUUCCAGUUUGUUUGUAUUUAUAUCUGUAAUAUACAAAUGUAUUCUGCAAUAAUACAUUAAGCUGCAUAUAUCCAAGUGGCACUAAUCAUUUGAGCUAUAUAAAAGAUAUUAGUAUUAUUAUACAAUAUAGUGUAUUUAUCCACAUUUAUUUUUUCAUAUGAUUGUGGAACAAUUAAUACAACACACCUUGAAGGGAACUAUAAAAUAUUUUUUUAUUCAUGCUUUAAAGGUUAGGGUUAGGGUUAGGGUUAGGGUUAGGGUUAAAAUAAAAUAAAAAUUCCCCCUAGAGAGAGCUAUACCUGGGUUGGAAAAUUACAUUCAUAGUAAACUCAUUAAUAAACAUGUGUUGUCUGCAA
Molecule: messenger RNA, 4553 nt
Organism: Anguilla rostrata (American eel)
Lineage: Eukaryota; Metazoa; Chordata; Actinopteri; Anguilliformes; Anguillidae
Product: A-kinase anchor protein 2
Exons: 7
Coding region: 430-3555 (1041 amino acids)
Biological process (GO): regulation of cell shape
Cellular component (GO): membrane
Source: RefSeq, a predicted model, not a curated record